Molecule: messenger RNA, 1453 nt
Organism: Felis catus (domestic cat)
Lineage: Eukaryota; Metazoa; Chordata; Mammalia; Carnivora; Felidae
Gene: ACR
Product: acrosin
Exons: 5
Coding region: 77-1348 (423 amino acids)
Biological process (GO): proteolysis; acrosome reaction
Cellular component (GO): acrosomal vesicle
Molecular function (GO): serine-type endopeptidase activity
Source: RefSeq, a predicted model, not a curated record
UCGCACUGCUGAUUGGUCAGGAGGCCACAGGUCUUUGUGAAGUCGCUAGGGUUCCAGGCCAGGCUGGGGCAGGAGUAUGGUGGAGAUGCUGCCAACUGCCAUCCUGCUGGUCUUGGCUGUGUCUGUGGUUGCUAAAGAUAACGCCACGUGUGAUGGCCCCUGUGGGUUACGGUUCAGGCAGAACCCACAGGGGAGUGUCCGUAUCGUCGGAGGGCAGGAUGCGGCACUCGGGGCCUGGCCCUGGAUGGUCAGCCUCCAGGUCUUCACUUCCCACAACAACCGAAGGUAUCAUGCGUGCGGAGGCACCCUGCUGAACUCCCACUGGUUGCUGACGGCUGCUCACUGCUUCGGGUCCAAAAAAAAAGUAUAUGACUGGAGACUGAUUUUUGGAGCAAGGGAAAUUGUGUAUGGGAGCGAUAAACCAGUGAAGCCGCCUCAACAGGAGAGAUAUGUCGAGAAAAUCAUCAUUCAUGAGAAAUACGUCCCCAGUUUAGAGUACAAUGACAUUGCUCUCUUGAAGAUCACCCCUCCAGUUCCAUGUGGGCAGUUCAUCGGACCCGGCUGCCUGCCCCAAUUUAGGGCAGGCCCACCCAGAGUCUCCCAGGCCUGCUGGGUGGCUGGCUGGGGAUUCUUAAGAGAGAAUGCCUACAGGACGUCACCUACACUGCAGGAGGCACGCGUGAACCUCAUCGAUCUCGACUUAUGUAACUCCACCCAGUGGUACAACGGGCGCAUCCGGUCCACCAACGUGUGCGCGGGGUACCCUGAAGGCAAGAUUGACACCUGCCAGGGGGACAGCGGCGGUCCUCUCAUGUGCAGAGACAACGUGGCAAAUACCUAUGUGGUCGUGGGAGUUACAAGCUGGGGGGUAGGCUGUGCCCGAGCUAAGCGCCCUGGAGUCUACACGGCCACCUGGCCCUAUCUGAACUGGAUUGCCUCCAAGAUCGGUUCUAAUGUCUUGCACAUGGCUCAAGUGCCCACCCCUCCUCCUCCCACUACUCCAGCACCCCCAGUCAGACUCCCCUCUGCCCACCCUUCUGCUCGCCCUCCUUGGUACUUCCAACGCCCUGUUCAACCACUUCCCGUGCAUCCCCCUGCAUCUCAACCUCGACCCCGACCCCGACCCAAACCCCCAGCCCCGUCCCUGCCUCCACCUCCACCCCCACCUCCAUCCCCAUCCCCACACCCUCCCGCACCCCCACCUAUCACUAAACCUCCCCAAGUGCUUUCUUUUGCCAAGCGGCUACAGCAACUCAUAGAGAUCUUGAAGGGGAAGACCUUUUCUAGUGCAAGGGGGUAUUAUGAAAUGGAGACCACAGACCUCCCCGAACUGACGGCUGCUUCCUGAUCCAACCCCAUUCCCAACAGACCCAGUGAGCCCUUCACUCUUGAGAAAAAAAAAAAAAGAUGAAAUAAAUAACUAUAACUAUAACUAUAAAUACAUAUCCAUGAA